Lineus longissimus is the source of this 1607-nucleotide messenger RNA. RefSeq lists its product as uncharacterized. NCBI's taxonomy places the organism in Eukaryota, Metazoa, Nemertea, Pilidiophora, Heteronemertea, Lineidae. Bases 150 to 782 code for a protein of 210 amino acids. The record is from RefSeq and is a predicted model, not a curated record. The transcript is spliced from 4 exons.
GGAACGCCUCAUCAGACACUAUAAUCACUGCGCCGGAGCUCUUCAAAUUUGCAUAGUGCAGCAUAAGCAAAUUCUGAAGACGUGCUCAUUCAGCUUAUCUGGGUCUCAUAGAUUACUGCGGAGCCGUGUGGAUUGCCAGUUUAUUAUAGAUGAGGUCAUCUAACUACAGUAAGAUGUACAACAACGCCACAAUCAUAGCUGGACCAGCACCACCUGCCCCACGAUGCAAGGCACCAGGAGUGAUCCUGUUGGUGAUUGGUAUUCUGGAGUUCCUUGUAUUCAUCUUCUUAGCUGCUGGGCUAGCCAAUGCCACAUCCAGCGUGGCUGGGUGGUGGGUCUUCCUCCUCUCAUCCGGCGGACUGAUUAGCACUGGCGGUCUGGCAGUAGCAGCAUCCAAUGGCAAGCCACACAGUGUUUCAGUUGGUGCGAUCGUUAUGGCCAGUCUUACACUGGCUUGGACAGUUAUUAAGCUGAUCAUUCUGCUUGUUGGUGUCGUGGCCCUGAUCGUUGCCAGUAGUGCGAUGAGUACAAUUGAGCCAGCACCAGAGCCAGAUGUGACAAAAGCGGCUCUUGGAAUUGUAUGGGGAGUCGUUGCAGUCAUUGCUGCCUUCACCAUCACCACCUUCGUCUGCCUGAUCUGUAUAAUCGUGGCAGUUUCCAAGGUCACCUGCUGCCACACUCCUCAAGAUCAACAGGGAAUCGUGAUCCAGGAGCAGCCACAAGCAGUCACUGUGGUCAACUAUCCACCACCCUACAGCAACAAAUACAGUCAGCCUUGUUAGGCCAUGACUGUCCAUGCAGGCCCUCUAUACCAGUGAUGAUAUGACACCGAGGAUUUGCCACAGGAACUUAAUAUUCAAGUCGAUUACUAGUAAUCUAAAGCAUUAGAUUAAUCUAUAAUUGCUAUUAUGUAUAUGGGAUGCAGAAAGGCCUAUUAUAAUGAUUUGCUGGUUCAGUGCCAUGAUGUAAGAGGUCGUUGAUCUCCAUUGAUAUUUACACUGAAAUGAUGGACUAAAGUGUUGCUUUUAAUACGAAUUAUACUUAAAAUCUCGGUACAAGUGAUAGGUCUUUCAAGAAUGAACCAUUUGCUGAUUAGUAACUAAUCAAGAGAUAGAAAUUGAUCUAAAAGUGUAAUCUCACUUUGUUUCUUUAUUGUUAGUUAGAACUUGCAUAUCCGGCGGCUAUCAGUCAACCUUGCCUAAUUCUGUCACCAGUUUUGGUGAUUUUCUUCCCUCGGUUAUGAUUGGAGAUUAAAUGAAUGUUCAAUUAUGUGACCAAAUCAUGGACGUUAGCCUGAUUGUUGUAUGAAGACGAGUCAUUCAAGAAACUGGGAAGAUAUGUAAUAAACUUCUAACACAAUCCUUUGUGCCCAAAGUUUAAGUGAGCCGGGAGCUGUUUUGUGGAUGAAAGCUAGCUCACCAUCGUGGACAGCUCAUGUAGUUUCUCCAACGUUUCUCAUUCUUCACUCUUAUAACUUGAGUGUAGUAUGCAUGUCGUUCAAGCGUCUUUAAUUUUGUAUUUGUGUUUUAAAGGUCUCGUUGCUUUCCACCAGUUAUAUUUCAGCAGUUUGUAUCCCCUAUAAUCCAAUAAAACAUUGCUUUAUAGAA